GUGCAUGUAUUAACUUCAGAAAUUACUCAACACCUUUUAACAUGCUUCCAGUCUGUAGAUGGGAUGAGUGUCCCGGUCUGGUACCCAAGAGCAGCCUCCCUCUCUGCCUCAGAGAAUAUAUUGAAAACAACGAGAGGAACAACUCCCCUAUUUUGUUCAUCACUCCGGCUGUAUUAAAUGCCCACAGGUCGUCAGAGUACACCACCAAGAGUAUGCUUAGCUUCUCCCUCUUGGAGAAAUGUUUUCUAAAAAAGGAAGAAAAUAUCCAUGAUAUGGUGAGGCUGGCCAAACUGAUCAAAGAUAAUCAAAGGUGGACUGAAAUUUAUGGUCUGAAAUCUUUUCACCUAAAGCGGAUGGCAAUCAAGAAUGCUUCAUCACUGAAGACCAUGACCACUUAUGAUGGCCUUAUGGCUCUUCUGGGUUACAUGAAGGAGGAGCUGACGAAAAAAGGAGGCUUCAUUGACUGCUUCGUUAUUGAGCACUAUAUAUAUCAUGGGGAUCACAGUGUUCUAUUCUCACGCAGCCUGAGUGAAGUACAAAAGUGGCAACCAGAGAAAUUGGAAAAUUUAGUGUAAUGGCAGAAGAAUUAAGCUAUGAAGUUCUCAGCAUACACAUAUAUGUAUAUCAGGUGUUGAUAUAUAUAUAUAACUGUAGGUGCAGUUCUCAGCGAGUUUCAGACACAGAUGAAAGGUCCUGGGCUCAAUUUCCAUUGCAGGACAGAAACAUCUUGGGCAACAUUUAAUUUUAUGCAUCUGCUUACCUAGCAGAAAAUAUAGAUACCAGGAAGUUAGACAACUAUCGUGGGUUGUAACUACUAAAGUUAUAACUAAAAGUUAUAACUAAAGUUAUAACUACUUUAUGCGAUUAUAUAUAUAUAUAUAUAUAUAUAAUAUGAAUAAUCAAUCGAACCUUUGACUUUAAGGAAAAGAAGGUAGUCAUUCAACUGUACAGUAUAUUCAAUUAUAUACAGAGUUAUUCAACUCAGGUGAAUAUUUUACUUCAACUCUUUGAUUAUUGCAACUCGUUCUCGAUUAUUGUAUCCAAGCAUGGAGACCUCAUCUUCAGAAAGACAGCUGCUGUAGAGAACACCGGACAACAAAAAUCAUUCCCGAACUAAAUCAACUCUAAUACCAGGAACGGUUGAAGGCCACAGGGCUGGCAACACUGCAGACCAGGUAUGACAGGGCGGAUCUCAUGGAAACUUAAAAUACUGAACAAUUUGGAGGAUGGUUGAUACGGACAAUUUCUUCAAAGGGUCAGAUGUAACACAAACAAGGAGCAACGGUUUCAAGCUAAACAAGCCACAAAGUUUACUAUACUAUACCAUAGGCAUAUUUACUCUAACUUUGUCAGAGAGUGGAUAUGUGUGUAGUUUAAAUUGCAUACUACCAGACUAUACAUUGCUGUCUACUAUACAGUACACCUAACUUCUUGAUAUGAUAUAUGCAAUAUGCCAAGUAUACAAUGAAAUAUACAGUAAGCUUAUGUUAUUUAUAAAUAUACAGUUUGCAUAUACAGUAUAUUUUAGUUAUUUUUUAAACGACUACCAGUUCUUGUUUUGUUUUAAUUAGUUUGACAUUUUGCUUUCAUAGUUAUGUUUUAAACAUUAAAAUAUUUUGAAUGCAAAAAUUAUUUUAUAUUAUAUACAUGUAUUUUCUUUAUUUAAAGUGAAAUGUUUAGCAUUCCAUUUUUUCAGAGUAGAAUAAGUGGAUGUGUCCAUAAUUAUAAAUAAUUCCUAUACACAUAAUGAUAAAAUGUAUAUAAAAGUUAAUUACAAUUAAUAUAACAUAAAAAAUUACUCUAUACACAUCACGUUUAUAGAUGAAUCAUAAACUGUAUCUAAAUUGCUCCAUUUAUGAGAAAGUUACAGUUACUAUAAUCAGUUAUGUACGUAAUUAUAAGUUACGUACAGUUACGAUAUAUUUUUAUCACAGUAAAGAACUUUACAACUGUUCUUCCUUGUUGCACCAUGAUCACAUUGUAGAGAGUCUCAGGGCUCUCAAGGUUGUGACAGCCUAUCAUCACAGCUAUUGUGCAAUUGUCAGAAUUGCAAAAAUUAUAUAUCUUGCAUAUAUUAUAUUGACUGAUUCUGCUGCACCUUUGGUUCCUCAAGUACCUGAAAAUAUGCUUGCCGAGCUGAAAAGCUGCAAACCUGAGUACAAUCCAUGAGGAUUGUACUCGGACGCCUCCAUGCAAUUAAAUUACUAAACAUAAGGCAUGAACUAACUAUUCCACAUGUAAGUGUUCAAAUCACUGAAAUCAAUGUUUUAAUUUAUAUCAAAAUGUUUAUGCGAAUCCACUCCAACCCCAGCACUGACGCCCUCCAAGCCUUCUUUAUCAAAAGUCAGCAUCCCUCAAAAUGGGCUACAAAAACUGCACCUGAACUUAGAAUGUAUCGGGUUCAUGAUCUCUACCAAGAGAGACAUCGACGGUACUUCCCAGGAUCAUGGGUGAUGCGCCUCUUUCCAAAUUACUCUCCCUUCCCACCCAAGAAGAUUAAAUCCAAUUAUUUUGGUAUUUUGAUAAAUACCAAAAUAAUUGACAAAUACUAUUAUCUGACAUCAUUUGGAUUUGUAAAUUUUGCUAAAUACCUUAGUUAUUUGACCCGCAUAUCCAUUAACAACCUUGGUGUCCUUUGCUAUGUAAUUUUAUCUCUAUGUGUAUUAUUCGAUUUCCAAUAUAUAUUCUAUUUGUCAACAAUUAAUAUACUAACAUUUGCUACGCUAUUAUAUAUACAAUGCGUAUUAUGCAAGCUACAAUCUUGUUAACGCAUUUUAUGUUAAUAUACAUUUAUCUUUAAUUAACUCAACCUUUGGUACCCCCUCGCUUUACCGUUAUUUACAUUAUAUAUUAAUUAGAUCCAUUACUGAUAACUUCAUUCUAAACCUGUUUCCAGGUAUUAUAAUAUCAAUUAAAUGUUUUAUUUGCUCAAUUAAUUGAGCAAAUUAAUUAUCAAUUAAUUGUUUUAUUAACAGAAAGAGGAGUCGUACUGUUAACAUUACAGUGUAUUGUAUUCUUACUACAAUUAUGUUAAUUACUAAUAAUUUAAUUUUCUUUAUCUUCGUUAUAUUAAUAACUUUAAAUUUAAAUAAAUAAUUUUCCCA
Messenger RNA from Procambarus clarkii (red swamp crayfish), 3104 nucleotides. The record is from RefSeq and is a predicted model, not a curated record. NCBI's taxonomy places the organism in Eukaryota, Metazoa, Arthropoda, Malacostraca, Decapoda, Cambaridae.